Molecule: messenger RNA, 855 nt
Organism: Penicillium alfredii
Lineage: Eukaryota; Fungi; Ascomycota; Eurotiomycetes; Eurotiales; Aspergillaceae
Exons: 2
Coding region: 1-855 (284 amino acids)
Source: RefSeq, a predicted model, not a curated record
AUGCAUUCCCUCACAACUUCUCUGCUCUCGCUCUCUCUGCUCUCCACUCCACUCCAUGCAGCAACGACAGCCCGCGUCUGGACACACUUCUACCCGAACUGUCCAGGCGAGCCGUUCUCCGACAUGACCAACUACGAGAACUACAAGGAAUCGGCACCAUCCAAAGACGUCAAGACUGGCAUCUGCGCCAACAUCGGCGUGCCGUCAUACGAGCACAGCCUGGUCAGCGCCAUCUCCGUCGACGCCGAGCUCCUCUCACAUGGACAUGCCCAGAACUUUCCAGACAGUGACAGCCACUGCAAUAUCACUGUGCACGAGGUGCCCGGAUGCAUUGACCCGCCACUGAUCACUAAGGAGAUCCGCAAGGGCGUCGAAGUGAGCAAGUGCGCUACGCGCCAGUUUGCUGCGUACAGUCAGGUGUGGGUUCAGCUGGAGUGCGAGCACCCGGAUAGCCACGAUGAUCACGACAAGAACGACCGCACUGCCGACAAUGAUAGUAAAGACGGUGCGGUCAACGUCGUGACCACCGACAAAACCGCCUCUAUCCAGCAGAGCAGCAACGCCCAAACACCAGGCUCGAACACGGGUUCUUGGUCAAUGGCGCAGCAAGCAAACUCAGAGCGUCGUCCUGAGCAAGAGGGCCGUGUCAACAAUGCCGGCCAUGUUGCCAGCUCGCAGGUUGUCCAUGACUUGCUUGAGAUGCUGAAGCACAAGAACUCCACGAACAUCGUCUCGGGCAAGCACCAUGCCAAUGGCUCGAGUCACCACCUCAAUGGCACGGCGCUUGCUAACAACCGGACCAUGUCGCGCCGGAACUUGUCUGUUCGGCGCAACCGGGUGGCGCGGCUGUACUAA